AUGUCUGGGGAGUUCCAUCCUUGGCGCCUCCCCUCUCCAGGCCUAUGGCUCGACGUCUUCCAAAAAAUCAAAGCUCUGGGUUACAAUGGAGUUUCUUUCUAUGUCAACUGGGCCCUGGUCGAAGGUCAUCCUGGAGAGGUUCUCAUGGAUGAAAUCUUUGACCUCCAGCCCUUCAUAGACGCCGCCGUCGAAGCGGGGCUCUAUCUCAUUGCUAGGCCCGGGCCAUAUGUCAACUCGGAGCUGUCUGGCGGCGGAUUCCCUGGCUGGCUCCAACGAAACAAGGGCGAGUUGAGAUCCAUGGCGCCUGACUAUCUUAACGCUACUUCUACCUAUGUUUCCAAUGUUUUGGAAGUCAUUUCCGCAGCCCAGAUCACGAAAGGGGGCCCUGUCAUAUUGGUCCAGCCCGAGAACGAGUACAGCUUGGCAAACAUACCGAACAUCGCCGAGUCUUAUAAAGUUCUCGACCCAAAGUAUAUGGAAUUCAUGAAGAAGCAGUUCCGGGAAAAUGGUAUUGAACUACCCCUGAUCAGUAACGACGCCUUCCCUUUGGGAAACUGGGCACCCGGAUCUGGCGAGGGGGAAUUGGAUAUCUAUGCUCACGACACAUACCCCCUUUACGGCGGAUGUGGUGACCCAGCGAACUGGACAUCUCUGACCCCAUUAAGUCUUACAUACACCUACCAGAACCAUCUCCAACAAAGCCCGAGUAGCCCGUACUCGAUAUUGGAGUACCAAGGCGGCGCACCCGACCCUUGGGGUGGCGUUGGACUCGAAAAUUGUGCAGCGCAGAUUAACCAAGACUUCGCCCGUGUCUUCCUCAAAGACCUCAUUGGUCGAUCCAUAAAGAUCCUCAACCUCUACAUGACAUUCGGCGGUACAAACUGGGGCAAUAUGGGCCACCCAGAGGGAUACACCUCCUAUGACCAUGGCGCCUCUAUCCGCGAGAACCGCGGCAUCGAUCGCGAAAAGUACAGCGAGGCGAAGCUCCAGGCACAUUGGCUGCAUGUAUCCAAGGCCUACUUGACUUCCGUACCCGAAAACGCUACGACGACGGAAUUUGUCAGCACCCCUGAAUUACAAGUCGUCCCAGUGUCAAGCAACGACACGCGAUUCUAUGUGCUCCGUCAUGUUCAGUACGACACGUUCGAGAGGACGGGUUACAAGCUCACUGUGCCCACGACUUACGGCAAUGUGACGAUUCCAAUGUUGGGCGGUGAGCUGUCCCUCCACGGGCGCGACUCAAAGAUCCACGUCACGGAUUACGACGUCGGUGGCGUCAAUCUGGUUUACUCUUCUGGUGAGAUCUUUACGUGGAAGAAGUAUCAAGAUAAGAGACUGCUGAUUCUAUACGGUGGAGACGGCGAAGAACAUGAGUUUGCCGUACCGUCGUCGUUGGGUGAGCCAACAUUCGAGGACGGGGUCAAUGUGACAAGCUGCGAGAUUGACCGACUGCGUCUUGUUCACUGGAAAGUCCAGGAAUCUCGGCAAGUUGUACACUUUGAGGGUCUAGAGGUUCAUCUUCUUUGGAGAAACGACGCUUACAAGCACUGGGUUGUUGAUCUCCCCGACCUGGCGACGGGGGUCGUCUCGCCAAGGGAGGGUGAAGCUUCUGUCAUCGUCAGAGGACCAUAUCUCGUGCGCAACGCAACGUUCUCCAACAACACUCUGCAUCUGACUGGAGACCUUAACGAGACCACGACGCUGGAGGUCCUCGGCGGCGUACCCGAGAACGCCUGUCUUACCUUCAACGGCCAGACCCUUGUGCCUCUUCGAGGACCUGGUGGACGCAUUGAGGCCGACAUCUCCUUUCACACACCAGACCUCGCACUCCCGGACCUUCAUUCCCUGAAAUGGCAUUCCAUCAACUCUCUCCCUGAGAUCCAACCCGACUAUGAUGAUUCCGCCUGGACACCAGCAUCCCUGACCGAGUCCAACAACCCACGAAAUCUCACAACCCCAACGUCUCUCUACUGCAGUGACUAUGGCUACCACGGCGGCUCCCUCAUAUACCGCGGUCACUUCAUCGCUUCCGGCGCCGAGUCCCUCUUCAACAUCACCACCUCCGGCGGGCAAGCAUAUGGACAUUCGGUCUGGCUCGACAGCACCUUUCUCGGCUCGUUCAAAGGGGACCCUCACGUAUCCAACUUUACCCAAGCAUUCCAACUUCAACCCCUCGAUGCAGGAAGCGAUCACACCUUGACUGUGGUGAUUGACCACAUGGGUAUGCCGAUGAACUUCUACGUUCACUCUGAGGCGAUGAAAACGCCUCGCGGGAUCCUCGACUACUCUCUCGCCGGACACCAGCAGUCUGACAUCAAAUGGAAGUUGACCGGAAACUUCGGAGGCGAGGAGUACGUUGACAAGACGCGAGGGCCCCUGAAUGAGGGAGCGAUAUAUGCGGAGCGGCAGGGGUACCAUCUUCCCGGCGCACCGUCGUCGAACUGGACGUUCGCGUCCCCCUUGGAGGGUAUCACGAGCGCGGGCAUCCAAUUCUAUACGACAACAUUUGACUUGGACAUGCCGGCUGGGUACGAUAUUCCGCUUAGCUUUGUGUUUGAGAACGUAACGAACGAGGGGAAGCCGGCGAUCUUCCGAGCGCAGCUCUUUGUGAACGGGUAUCAAUUUGGUGAAUACGUCAACCAUCUCGGCCCGCAGACCCGCUUUCCCGUUCCUGAGGGGAUAUUGAACUACAAUGGCGUGAACACGGUUGCAAUUACUUUGUGGGCAUUUGAAGCGACGGGAGCUCGCCUUCAGGGCUUCCAAAUCUCAGCGGACCAUGUCAUUCAGUCGGGCUAUCGGAAGCCGGGCCAGACGAAACAGCCCGGCUGGGAGACGAGACCUGGGGCUUAUUGA
Molecule: messenger RNA, 2853 nt
Organism: Colletotrichum siamense
Lineage: Eukaryota; Fungi; Ascomycota; Sordariomycetes; Glomerellales; Glomerellaceae
Gene: lacE
Product: putative beta-galactosidase E
Exons: 5
Coding region: 1-2853 (950 amino acids)
Biological process (GO): carbohydrate metabolic process
Cellular component (GO): vacuole
Molecular function (GO): beta-galactosidase activity
Source: RefSeq, a predicted model, not a curated record